Esox lucius (northern pike) is the source of this 631-nucleotide messenger RNA. RefSeq names its product ATP synthase inhibitory factor subunit 1a (gene atp5if1a). Gene Ontology annotation, biological process: negative regulation of ATP-dependent activity. The record is from RefSeq and is marked provisional. Gene Ontology annotation, molecular function: ATPase inhibitor activity. Lineage: Eukaryota; Metazoa; Chordata; Actinopteri; Esociformes; Esocidae. Gene Ontology annotation, cellular component: mitochondrion.
AGUGCUGCGGGCAGAAUACUAGGAAGGAGACAGUACUUUAAACCGACCUGCUGAAGUAGGCCUGUUCAUUGGCGUAGUAAAUAAAUUGAAAUGGCGAGGCUGCUAUUGAGAUCCAACUUUAGGGGCUUCUAUGCCAACCAGUUUAGGAUGGCAUCCGACCAGUUGGGUGAGCUGGGCAAAGGAGCUGGAAAGGGAGGGGGUGGAGGAGGUACAGUAAGGGAGGCUGGUGGUGCCUUUGGAAAGAGGGAGGCUGCAGAGGAGGAAUAUUAUUUUAGGCAAAAGGAGAAAGAGCAGUUGGCUGCCCUACGGAAGCACCACGAAGAGGAGAUUGAACACAGCAAGAAAGAGAUUGAGCGCUUGCAGCGUGAGAUUGACCGUCACAAGGGCAAAAUCAAGAAGCUGAAACAUGAUGACUGAGCUCUAUCUUUGGUUCCAGACAGUCUCGCUGCUUACAAACAACCAAUGCCAAACAUCAGUGUAGCGCCAAACGUUAUGCCCCACGGUAAUCACUUAUUGCCUAAGUUGGAGUUUCGAGGGAGUUUUUUGGCAGGUUAAUGUAAGAGAUUGUCAAUUGCAAACCAUGAAUAAAACCCUUGAAGUUUUCCAAUUGGGAGACAUUUUGUGAUUACUU